This is a messenger RNA of Mesorhabditis spiculigera, 4110 nucleotides long. The record is from the annotation of a GenBank genome assembly. Lineage: Eukaryota; Metazoa; Nematoda; Chromadorea; Rhabditida; Rhabditidae.
AUGAGGAGACAGAAAUAUGGCAGUCGGUGGUGGCUGUGGUGGGCGGCAGUUAUUUUGCUGUUACUGCGGCUCCGCGCCGAGGAGGACGAGAUUACGGUAGAAGGAGAAGCCAAAAGCACCCCGAAACCUAAGGAAGAACCCCCAAAGACGCCUGAUCAACUCGGCGUCCCGGUAUGCCAAUCCGACUACGACUGCGUGUACCGCGGAAUGUGCCGGAAAGACGCCGACGGCUACGGAAGGUGCAUGUGUCCAUCAUCAUGCCCCCAGCAUAUCCCUCUCGGCUGCCGAAAACCGCCGCGGCGGGGCAACAAACCGCCAUGCUUGCUGAUGGACGACUCCUACCGGAAACGCUUCAAAUUUCUGGAUCCUGUCUGUCACAAAGAAAAAUGCCUGUGCCCUCCGAUGUUCGACGAGGUGACGACGGCCAAGAAUUUUCCAAUUCAGCGUCUACCACCUAGGAAAUGUGACAAGAGAGAACUGCAAGUGGUCGGCCACAUCCACCCCUCCCCCUCGGUCUACAAGGGCAAUGACGUCACCAUGUUCUGCUGCCUGAAUAUGGACCCAACGGGAGUUGUUGAUCAUUCUGGCGUCACCUUCAUCCAUAACAGCUCCGUGCAAAAGGACCCCACGACCCAUCCGUUCCAUAUGAACGUCGACUCGCCGGAACUGAUUUUCUUGACGGAGACGCCGUGCUGGAAGUUGGAGAUCUCGAACGUGCAAUUUUCUGACGCGGGCACGUAUACGUGCUUGGCCUCGUAUGCCCAGUCUUCGAUACGAUUGCCCCCAGUGAACUUUACGAUGGAGUUUGAGGUUAAAUCCUCGAAAAAAGUGAAAAACUUUGCCAUCACGGCCACGCCCAACUCGGCCAAUGUCACCUGGGAGACGGAUGAUGAGAGUAUGCAAAUUGACCUCAGGUUGACGAGCCACGCGACCACGACACGCCAGAACUGGACGGCCAGCAACGCGAAGAGCCCGGUGCUGAUCGAGGAUCUGCUUCCGGCUACGGCCUACACCCUGCACAUCUCGCUUCAUGCCGGGCCCGAACCAAUCCGGAUGACCGAACACUUUCAGACACAAGAGAAAGCUCCGUCACCCCCCGGGUCCCAAGAGCUUCGUCUGGUUGAGGAUGGGGAUGGCAGGUUUUACUGUGAAGUGGAUUGGAGGGCGCCUGAGCAUCCGAAUGGCCGGAUUCAGUCGUAUUUUGUCCGCAUGGAGGGCAAAAUCCGGGACGGCGCCUCAGAAACCCUCGUCCCAGACGACUACCCCCCAGCCACCGACCCGAAAUGCUCGAAUUUCGACCAAAACGAGCAGCCCGACAAGAGCAUCAACCCCAACGAGUUCGCUUCGUCGACGUCGUUCUUCUUCUGCCGAUUUGGGCCGCUGAAACCAAACCGCAACUACUCGGUGACGGUGUGGGCUUCGAAUUCGGCCGGGAAAAGCCAGCCGCUGAUGUUUGCCGAGCAGUGCAGCACCAAAUUUGACUCGCCGGAGAGGGUCGAACCCCCCACCAGCCUCCCGCCACAAAAUCUGACCAACAUCCAGUUACGCUAUGGAUCGCCGCCCGACCAGACGAGUGGACCCAUCAGCUGCUACUACGUGGCCAUCGUCCCUCUCCUCCUGAACGCCAGCAUCGAGAAGCUGCCCCCACCCGCCGACAUCUCCAUCGACAACGGCCAGAACGCGUUUAAGAACAACAUGAGGGUGGCUGGGGACAAGGAGCAGAAGAGCUACUUGGCCUAUAUUGCGGAAAGCUACGAGCGCUACCUGCCGGAAACGGCGAUUAUGGGAGAUGGGAAUACCAGCAGCGGGGUCGAGCCGUGUGAGACGAAAUACCUUGAUCGUCACUCAAGCGAAGAUAUAGCUCUUCGGCAAGGUCUCAUCUACACGGGAUUCCUAAUCGUCAGAGUUGACAAUCCGGAGGCAAACCGCGAGCCGACUACGACUACGGUAGCUACCCCGAGAUCUAGGCUCAAGGGCCGUCUCCUAACUCCCGCCCCAAGCUCCCCAGUGUCCAAAGGGACCUCCUACGCCUACAGCUCCUACUUCAAGCCUGUGUCGCUGAACGCGCUGGGAGAAGACUCGGCCUCCUGGGCGACGAUCCUGAUCCUGUUGACGGUUUUGCUGUGCUUUGCACUCGUUGGAGCUGCUUCAUUCUUUGCUUACACUGCCAUUAAAAAGAAGAAGAUGGGCCACGAGCACAUCCAACUCAAAAUGUCGAGCUACGGACCGGUGAAGGCUGAAGAUAUCCCCGGCGAGUACCGUACCCGCCAUAAGGAUUCUGAUUUCUUGUUCACGGAAGAAUGGAGCCGAAUGCCCAACUACAACCUCGAGGCGACGGCCAGCAAGAAGAAAGAGAACGCGGCAAAAAAUCGUUACAAUGACAUUUGUGCGUUCGACGACACGCGGGUGAAAUUGAAGAAGCUGGACGGCGUCGAGCAUAGCGAUUACAUCAACGCGAAUCUGAUUCAUGGCUACGAUCCUCAAAAACGUUUCAUCGCCGCCCAGGGGCCACUCCCGAAUACGAUCGACGAUUUCUGGAGGAUGUGCUGGGAGCAGGGAGUCGAAAUGAUUGUUAUGGUCGCCAACCUCACCGAACGGCAUAAGCAACAGUGCGCAAAGUAUUGGCCUGAUGACGAGCCGUUGAGCCUCUCCCGAUAUGAAGUGAUCCCGACCGGCCAAUCCGAAUACUACGCCGACUACUCCGUACGAACUUUCGAGGUCAGGGAGAAGCUGCUCAGCGGUCGAUUGUCGCCGAUCAGCAUCCCGGUCAACCAUGGAAGAAGCCUCGCCGACAUGUCAACCCUCGAAGGCAGCGGCUCGGAAUAUGCAAAUUUGCCAAAUGGGAUCGUUUCGAAUGGGAGAUCAACACCAGCAACCAACGGCCGUCGCAUCACCCAAUUUCACUUCACCAACUGGAACGACCACAAGGCGCCGGAGUGCUCGAUCGGGUUGCUACGGUUCCUCCAUCUGCUCCGCGACCGCGACGAGUUCAGCAACACCCCCGUGGUGGUUCACUGUAGCGCUGGGGUGGGGAGGACGGGGACGCUAAUAGCCAUCGACUCGAUGUUGGACAUGUACGAGAAGGAGAACGAGAUUGACGUCUUCAAGUUCGUCUCCUCGAUGCGACAGCAGCGAAAUAUCAUGGUGCAAAGUCAGGACCAGUACACGUUUAUCUACAAGGUGAUGGCCGAGUGGCACCUCUUCGGCCAAACCGAUAUGGACGUCGACGAGUUUGUCGGGCACUACUCGAAGCUGCAGAAUGGCGCGAAAUCCGGGAAGAACUACGGUCCCGGUCUUGAGGAGGAGUUUAAGAAGCUAAAAGAAGAACUGGAAGCACGACAAAGUACGAAAUUCGCCGACGACCCGAGCAACUUGAUGAAAAAUCGGCACCCUCGCGCAGUACCGUACGACCGGAAUCGGGUUCUCCUCCAACCGAGCCUCGGCUACGUCGACUCAACGUACAUUAAUGCGUCGUCGAUUCGCGGGUAUUUCUACCCUUACGUGCUGGCCCAGGAUCCGCUCUGCCCGGCUACUGCCUUCGACGUUUGGCGCAUGAUUUGCGAGAAGAAAGUGGCGACCGUAGUCGCGCUUUCGCCACUCCAUGUUUUCGCGCCCUCGGAGAAGUACUGGCCGGAAUUGGUGGGCACGCCGAAGGUAUUCAGCCGCGAGUCUCAGUCGGUCACUGUCAGCCUACUAUCCGAAGAUCUUUCGCAGCAUUACGUGACGAGACGCAUGGAAUAUGUGAUGAAGAACGACCCAUCUACUUCCCGAGUCGUGGCCCAGAUCGCAUAUACAGACUGGGAAGAGGGAAGCUGUGUCCCAGCUUCCCCCUCUUCCCUCCUGUCGACAAUCGGUGCCGUGCUGGAGCGUCAGGCUCACAACAUCGACCAGGGCCCGAUCGUGCUCAUGUGCAGAAACGGCUCCGCGGAGUCGGCCGUCUACUGCGCCGUGUCGUUGCUGAUGGAGCGGUUAAAGGCCGAGAGAAGGAUAGACGUUUUCCAAACGGCUCGAUCAAUACAACAGCAAAGGGCAGAGACUUUUACAAAAAUUGAUGAAUAUGCCUUCCUAUACCAAACCGUCGCCGAGUACCUGUCGAUGAGCGAAAAUCGC